UUAGUAGUAUCACAAUAACUCAUUUUAUAUAUUUUAUUUUCUGGACUUUUAAUUAGAUAUGAGAAUUUGGUAAGGAAAAUGCAGGAGGAAUCCAUCAUAUGUAAUCUAAUUUGUCUUUUGGGAUAUCCAAAAACCAUUUUUCAAUACGUACCAGAUUCUUGUUGUUUUCUUUCUUUUUUCACUUUUUUUUUUUCCACUAACAAUACAUUAUAAAACCAAGUCUCUAUGUCCUCCCAUGAGUGAAAUGUAUAUACAUAGCCUUUUCUCAUUAACAAGCAAAUUGAGAUUUUUUAGAUAGUGAUAGUUUUGAGAGAGAGAGAGAGAGAGAGAGAGAGAGAGAGAGAAAGAAGAGAUAACUUAUGCAUGGCUUCAUCAUCAAAUGCAAGAAGUCAAUUUGAUCUAGCAUUGGGUCUGAAACUAUCCUAUGUCCCUAAAAGCAUACCCAAUUUGAUAAAAGACUUAUCAAGAGAUGAAAGUAGUGAUGAGGUCAAGAUUUUGAUAUUGAAUGAUUACCUUCUCAAGUUUAGAGAAGAACUUAUAUUUGCGGCUGUUUUCAACCAAGAACUCCCUCACUGCAGGCUCCUUCUAUUGGAUGCAAUUGAGUUAUUGAAAGAGGAAAUCAGGAGAAUAAAGAAAGGUAUGGGGCUUGAUGUAGCUGAUAAACCAGGAGAUAUUAAUAUUUUAGCAACAAGGAAGAAUAUGAGCUUCGAAGGGAAAUACAGCAUAGACUUGAAUAACCCUUAUACUGAUAAUCAGCACCAAUGGAGUAACCCUACUGAUCAUCAUCAUCAGCAUGACAAGAUGCAAGAUGGUACAACCCUAAUCACAAACCAGGCUGCUAGUUUAUCACUUGCUCCUUCUCCAAGGGAAAAACAAGAUGGCAUGGACCUGAAAUUGAGAGUAAAUGAUAGGAAACUGAUGAAGUAUAAGCUGAAGCCAUUAACACAGCCGAUUUGCAGAAACAACAGGAGAUCAUGGACACCAGAGCGUCAUGCUAGGUUUGUGGUGGUUCUUCAUAUGCUAGGAGGACCUGAAGUGGCAACACCAAAGCAAAUAAGAGAUCAAAUGCAGGUUGAAGGACUGACAACCAAUCAAGUGAAAAGCCAUCUGCAGAAAUAUAGGCUGAAUUGGAGGAAGAUUCCUGAUACAGUUGUUCAUGGAAAAGCAAAAUUAUACUGUAGUGAUCUUCUGGGGUCAAGUGGAGAAGCAAGCACCGCCAUGGAUGAUAUAGAUUGAAAGCCUUGAGCUUAGCUAUAUAUUGCCAAUGCAUUUAGCAAAUGGAGAAAAGGUUUACUUUAUUUUUUUCCUUAUUAUAUAGUUUUUGUUUCAGAUGAGAGCUACAUAAUAAAUAAUUAUUUCCCUUUUCUUUUC
Ricinus communis (castor bean) is the source of this 1371-nucleotide messenger RNA. Its product is annotated as transcription factor HHO5-like. The record is from RefSeq and is a predicted model, not a curated record. Gene Ontology annotation, biological process: regulation of DNA-templated transcription. NCBI's taxonomy places the organism in Eukaryota, Viridiplantae, Streptophyta, Magnoliopsida, Malpighiales, Euphorbiaceae. Gene Ontology annotation, molecular function: DNA binding; DNA-binding transcription factor activity. The transcript has 5 exons. The coding region runs from base 364 to 1236 and encodes 290 amino acids.